Messenger RNA from Zeugodacus cucurbitae (melon fly), 692 nucleotides. RefSeq names its product phospholipase A2 (gene sPLA2). NCBI's taxonomy places the organism in Eukaryota, Metazoa, Arthropoda, Insecta, Diptera, Tephritidae. The transcript is spliced from 2 exons. The coding region runs from base 43 to 594 and encodes 183 amino acids. Gene Ontology annotation, biological process: phospholipid metabolic process; arachidonate secretion. The record is from RefSeq and is a predicted model, not a curated record.
UUUGAACUCUUAAUUUAGUAUAGUACAAACUGAUUAAGUAGCAUGAACAGAUUUCAAAAUUAUAUUAUCAUCUUGCUGCUAGCUACAGCCGUUGGUGCAUUUCACGAAGAAUCAGUAUUCGAAGAUGAAGAUAUUUACAAUCAGGCAUUACCAACAGUGCCUUCCACUGGUAUCACCGUACCAGGUACAAAAUGGUGUGGACCCGGAAAUACAGCGGCAGAUUAUAAUGAUUUAGGCAUUCAACGUGAGACUGACACAUGCUGUCGUCAGCAUGAUCAUUGUGAAGAAAUACUAGAAUCAAAACAAUCACUAUAUGGACUUAAUAACAGCGAUUUGUUUCCUAUUAUGAAAUGCACGUGUGAGCAAAUCUUUUUGAACUGCCUACAAUCUAUUGAUAAUAUGUUUGCAAAUACCUUGGGACGUGUCUACUUUGGUACACGCAAAAAAUGUUUCGCAAACGGAUAUCCAAUUGUGCGCUGCAAGCAGCAUCAAAAUGGAACUUAUCGACAACGUUGUAUACUGUAUGAAGUGGAUAAACAACAACCAAAAAUUUGGCAAUUCUAUGAUAUGCCAUUUUAUAGCUAUAAGCGUUAGUUUAUGUUUUGCAAAUAUACAUACGUACAUUUAAGUGAAUAUAGUUAAUUAAUGUAAAUCGGAAAUAAAAGUAAACGAACAAAGAUUAAAAUUGAAAA